AUGAAGCUCGCAGCGGUUGUUGUCAUUGGGCUGUCCCUGAUUGCUCAGGUCGCCGAGUCCUUUGUCCCACCAUCAUCACUGCCGACGAGCCGAUUGGUUGGAGGACAACGUCGAGGGGAAUCUCUAGUAUUUCAACCUACUACUAUUGCAUGGCCCACCACGGAGGAAGAAAAGAAUGUUGGCCAUCGGCCAUCACCACUCGCCGCCAUUAGUCCAACGGUAGCUGCGGCCAUUGGUCACGUCAUUGCCGGAAACAUGGCCACGCCAUUUGUCCUGGAUGCCGUGGUGACUUGGUAUAAACGCAUCCCGUUGCCAUCCUGGACACCUCCCAAUGGUAUUUUUGGCCCCGUGUGGGUCGCCCUCUAUAGCAGCAUUGGAGUGGCAGUUGCCCGUGUCGCCGCCAAGAGCGGCUGGAAGUCGUUGCCUGUUCAAUUGUGGGGUGUGCACAUGGCGUUGAAUCUCCUAUGGGCGCCUCUCUUCUUUGGCAUGGCCAAGUUGCGUGCCGCUCUCGCGGUCAACUAUCUCAUGGUCACGUCGCUGCCGAUUUUGAUGGCACUGUAUGCCACCGUAGACACGACCGCUGCGUGGCUUCUGGUCCCCUAUACGGCAUGGGUGACGUUUGCCACAAUUCUCAACCAGGAAAUUUGCAGGCUCAAUCCCAUGGACGGGCAAGGAUACAGCAAUGCGUUGCUUGAAGCAGAUAUUGCCAAACUACAAAAGGAAGCGGCCAAAAAGGCGGGGUUGUAG
Molecule: messenger RNA, 747 nt
Organism: Seminavis robusta
Lineage: Eukaryota; Bacillariophyta; Bacillariophyceae; Naviculales; Naviculaceae
Source: the annotation of a GenBank genome assembly